AUGAUAUGUAUUCAACAACUUGAAGCAGCUGAUCCAUGCCAAACAACAGCUCAUAUAGACGAUUGGCAACGAUCUGUAGCAUUUGCAAUUGAUACUACACAGAUAUGUGAUAAUGUUCUAGCAGAUGGAUGGUAUAGAGUUACAAGUAACGCAGGAGAGCUGAUGCCAACGCAAUGUCCAAUAGGUGGAUUAAGAUGCAAUACAGCGAAACCAAUAUAUCUUUAUGUUGAUGAUUUACCUGCUGGUGAAGAGCCAUAUCCUUCAGUUGGAGUAACAGUUAAUAGAACAGCAUAUGCCUCAAACUAUGAUGGGAAUUGUAAACACACAGAAUACGACAUCCAAAUUAAAAACUGUGAUGGCUAUUUUGUGUAUUUCCUCACAAGUAUAACAGGUGGAUGUACAUCAGCUUACUGUUUUGGUGACCAACUUCCAUGCACAAACGGCACAACGUCAGCGAACGGAUUUACACCAGAUUGUGAAAUAUUUCCCAACGUAACGGUUACACCGUAUGUUAAAGUCACCCUCACAGAAAGAGAGGCUAUCAAUGAAUUUAAAGUACUUAUGGUCUACAGUAAUGCAACUUUUGAAUGCCAUGCGGACGAUUUACAAGAUGGAUAUACCUACACAACCCGAUGGUAUGUAAAUGACAUUGAGAUGAAGAACGCCAAAUUACAAGAUUUGUCAAAAACAGACUUAGAGGCUGGUUUAGGUCGUAUGCUAGAAGAACACUGGGCAUCGAUAUAUAAACCUAAUAUGUUAGUUAAGUGUGCUUUACAAGUAGGAGGAGGUAACUUUACAGUCUAUGGUCCACAACAUAAGUCUCCAGUCUUUUUUGCAGGGUUAAAGAUUGCUGCAGCCUCAGCGACCAAUUAUCAAGUCAAAGAAGGGGAAGAGCUUCAAAUUCCAGCUAGUUUGACGAUGCCACUGUCAUGUGCUUGGCCAAAAUAUGCACCUGAACACCAAAUAGCGUCUAUCAAAAAAGACGACUGUCUCUUAGUUCUUUUAAAUGGAGUUCCUGAUUACCAAACCAAGGGAUGUACAAAUGGAAUCACAAAAGACGGCCUUGUAUUUACAACAGAUUAUUGUGGUAUAAAGUUUGCUCAUAGUAAUUGGCAGGAUCCACAACUGAUCAACAUAACAGGACAAAUAGACCAAUUGGCAAAUAUUGAAGAUAGGUUAAUCAAUUUAAGGCUUUAUAACGCAGAUACAGUAGCAGCAAAAGGCUCAUUAAGUUACUGGAGAAAUUAUCAUACAACAGAUAUAAAGAUCUAUGUAAUAGACAAAGACGUUAGCACAUUAGGCCAAAGUUGUUUUUCAAACAAUGAUCCGCACAUGAGGACAUUUGAUCAACAAACAUACGAGCUACAACUUGACGAAAUGUUAGCAGGUGAAUACAUAAUGUACAAACAUUUGCGACUUCCGCUUCAGGUCAGUGCGUACUUUCAGUCAUGUUAUACUAAUGUUCUCUGUAAUUGUGGAGUAGCUGUGCGCAGCGGAGACAGCUUAUUUGUUGCAAACUACUGUGAGACAAAGUACAACGGAAUAAAUAAAGUUAACCGGUAUAUGAAACAAAGACUAUGUGACGACCAAAGCUUGAUAGUUACAAAAACAAGCUCAUCAUAUACGAUCACUCUUCCAACUGGAACAAAGCUUACUUUUAAUUAUGGCUCUACCUAUAUAGAUGGCAUUAACAUAACACCAUCUGUAAUAGAUACCAAUAUGACAAAAGGGCUGUGUGGUAUCUACAAUGGUAAUACGGAAGACGAUUAUACGCCCAGAGAUCAGUUAGACUCAACCGACCUCAAGACUUUUGUUUUAUCGUGGCAUGUCAAUAGUACAUAUCCAGACGAAACUUUAUUUCAUCCUAACGGGACAUUAAAGGAAACAGAAUAUUACGGUCAGCAAUAUUGUACCUGUGUGACACCUAAUAACACUUAUCCCCAUGGUGACCCAGAUUUCGACUGUGAAUUAACAUCUGCGAUGAGACCAUGCAGGAACACAAAAACUACACUAGGAGUUUAUACUGCCGAUUGUGCUACAGUUGCAAAUCGAAAAAAAAGAGAUGUAUCAGGUUAUGAACAUGAUGACUUAGAACCACCAUCUUAUCCAAUGGAAUCUGACGAGUCUCCGUUAAUGAACAUUACAAAAGUAUGGCACAAUGGCUGGACAGAGGAUUCUGCACGACAACAUUGUACAUACCAUUUUCAAAAUGCAGCAGCUUACAAUGCAUGCUCUGUAUAUGUUCCUUAUGUGGAAUCAGAUCCAUUCAUCUCUGGAUGUGUUUUGGACAUUAAGUCCACAGGAGGAGAUAGCUGGUUGAAGGUUGCAAUCAAAAAUUUUGCAAGUGCAUGCCGUCAGGAAUCAAAACGUCUUGAAAUUCUGACGGUUAACAAUAGCACUAAUUCAACAGGUGUCGAUAAACCAAUAUCAGCUAUCAUUGAGGAGUCGACGUGUCCAGACAACUGCUCGAACCACGGACUUUGUGUUAAUGAAGAAUGUCAAUGCAUUGACGGUUAUUAUGGGGAAUUGUGUUCCUUCACGGCGUUCCAAGCACCGACAGUUAUCUUUGAUGCAUUUGAAGGUUUAUGUGACUCGUCAAAAAAGCCAUGCCGUACAUUUAUCAUUCCUGGAUAUGAUUUUAUCAACGGAUCAAGUCUGACGUGCAAAUAUACUGCCAUAAUUCUUAAAAAGAACGAUACGAGUACAUUACUAGAGGAGGAAAAUACAUUUACCCAUUCAGGAGUAUAUGGUAGCUCACAGUAUAUGUAUUGUAAGCUACCUGGAUCAAGAAAGAAACGAUCGACUGGUUUUGAAACUGUCGCCACUGGAUACCGUAUUUCAGUUUCAAAUAACGGACAAAAUUAUACAGAUCCUGUAACAACAAUAGUCUACGACUCAACGUGCUAUGAAUGUGAUACAACAUCUAUGUCCUGUGAUUUAUUGGAAACAUGUCCUGUUAAAUCUGAAGAGCCUUCAGAAGAAUCAAAGACUAAAGUUUGGUUAAUAGUUCUGAUAAUAGCGCCUGUAAUCAUCAUAUUAAUUGUUAUUGCUGUAAUCUUCUUCAAAUGGAAAGUAAAACCCAAGCAAUCUUAUGUGAGAGACGCAUCGUUUAUAAGCAUGCCAGACACAUCACGACAGAGUGCGGCAAGGCGUCAAUUCCUUGCAGAUGAACAUAUACCUUUUAAAUUUAUAGAUAAUUAAGGACUUUAAGACAUUGUUAAUCAUUUUUUUUUAUACAAUUGCCUACUCCGUGAUGGAUACAAGCUUAAUGUUUAUGUUCUUCGAUAUACUGAUAUUUGUAUAUUCUCAUUCUAUUAAUCCGUUGUUGUGAA
Mytilus trossulus (common blue mussel) is the source of this 3332-nucleotide messenger RNA. RefSeq lists its product as uncharacterized. Bases 1 to 3201 code for a protein of 1066 amino acids. The record is from RefSeq and is a predicted model, not a curated record. The transcript has 19 exons. Gene Ontology annotation, cellular component: extracellular matrix. Lineage: Eukaryota; Metazoa; Mollusca; Bivalvia; Mytilida; Mytilidae.